Molecule: messenger RNA, 1116 nt
Organism: Pisolithus orientalis
Lineage: Eukaryota; Fungi; Basidiomycota; Agaricomycetes; Boletales; Pisolithaceae
Exons: 8
Coding region: 1-1116 (371 amino acids)
Source: RefSeq, a predicted model, not a curated record
AUGCGUGAGAUCUGGCAUGACCUCUGCUGCCAAGGCCAGAUUGACGCCAACACGAUGUGGACAUCAAUGCCAUUAUCCAUCAAGAAGAUAUUUCGUACUGAAAUUGCUGGUGCACACAACGAGCUUGCCCUUUGCGAAGACUUGUGGAAAGCUGAUAACCUAGCCAAGCACAAGCACAAAGCAGAUGCGAAGUUGGAGACAACUGAUGUCAACAACAAGCAUACCAAAGUUGAUGCAGGUUUACCUGAAGACAUUUCCUUUGAUGCAGAAAUCAGUCCUUUAUCUGUGUCACCGUUGGCUGAUGUUUCUUCGGAUUUUUCUGAGGCAUCUACCAGUACUUCGAACCCCAAGUCAAACCAUAGUGGCUUUUUCGAGCCGAAAGCCCGAGAAGCUCGCCCUUUGCCUAAGAUUAAGGAUGUACUGGUAUCUUUGGCUUGGGUUGUCUGUGCCAUUGCACCACUUGGGCCUCCCACUACUUCCCCAGCUGAGCAUGUUGGCUCGUCUGUAUCUCAAAUGGUCGCUCCAGCGGUCACUCCAAUGAGUGCUGGCUCGUCUGUAUCUAUCACUCCAACAGUCACUCCAAUGAGUGAAUCGGUUUGCCCCCCUCCACAGACUUCCCCUGCAGAGGCCAGUGGCGCUGCCAAUGUCACUAACACCAUAACUGUUCCGCCCCCUUCACAGCCUUCAUCCACAGUUACCAGUGACCUGACAUCAACAGCUUCCGAGACACUCGGACCAAGCAAGAAGAAGGCUUGGCACCCUGGGUCAAACAAAAGUGCAUGGACACUGUGUGCCCACCAGUGGCUCAAGAUGGUUUCUCCAAAUGGCACACAGGAGGAACUCAAUACAUAUUACAAUCAACUUCCUACAGAGACAAAGGAGAAAUACAAAGAGGAAUACAGGAAACUCCAAAGUCAAGUUCUGCUGCCCUCCCAAGCUUCAAACACACUCCCUGUCUUCUCAGCUGCACCUGCCAUGGUUAAUGAUGAAGCAAUGGAACCAUUGAUCUUUUCACCCUCUCCUUCAUCAGCUGAAGAACUUGAGAGCCCCCUUCCAUUACCAUCUCAUGUACCAACACUUGGGACUCUUUGGGAAGCCACUCAGAUGAUGUAUUGA